UUUUUCAUUGUUUACUUUAGCAUAAUAUAUUCCCCUUUCUUGAUUAAUUGAAAUGACUGCUUCUACUGAUAAACUUGUUAUAUUUGAUACUACUCUUCGCGAUGGUGAACAGUCUCCAGGUGUAACUUUGAACGCAGAGGAGAAGAUCGAGAUUGCUAAACAACUUUCUCGUCUUGGUGUUGAUGUCCUUGAAGCAGGUUUUCCGAUUGCCUCUUUGGGUGAUUUUGAAGCUGUGAAUCGUAUUGCUCGAGAAGUUGGACCUUUAAUGAUUGGAAGAGAAAAAAUAGGUCAUCCUAUGACAAUUUGUGGUCUUGCUCGUUCAACGCCUGAUGAUAUUAAACGCUGUGCAGAGGCGAUUGCACCUGCUCCUCGUAAGCGUAUUCACGUCUUCCUUGCAACAUCGGAUCUUCAUCUUAAAUACAAACUUAAAAUUAAUCGUGAAGAAUGUAUUCAACGUGCAGUAGCUGCUGUCACUUUGGCACGUACCUUUGUUGACGAUGUUGAAUUUUCACCUGAAGAUGCUGGACGUUCUGAUCCUGAUUUCCUUUGUCAAGUACUUGGUAAUGUAAUAGAAGCUGGAGCUACCACCCUUAAUAUCCCAGAUACGGUGGGUUACAAUAUGCCUGAAGAAUAUGGAAAUCUAAUAAAAUAUUUGAUUGAAAAUACACCUGGUUCUGAAAGAGUGAUCUUUUCGACACAUUGUCAUAACGAUCUUGGUUUAGCUACUGCUAAUACCUUAGCAGGUAUCAGUCAUGGUGCACGACAAGUGGAGGUGACCAUCAAUGGUAUUGGCGAACGAGCGGGUAACACAUCGAUGGAAGAAAUCGUGAUGGCUAUUCAUACUCAUCCUAAUUAUUUCCCUGUUCAUCAUACGAUCAAUACAACUUUGAUUUAUCGUACCUCUCAGAUGGUCUCUACACUCUCAGGGAUGAUGGUACAAGCCAAUAAAGCGAUUGUGGGUCGUAAUGCCUUCCUUCAUGAAUCAGGUAUUCAUCAAGAUGGUGUUCUCAAGAAUCGACAGACGUAUGAAAUCAUUACCCCCGAGACUGUGGGGGUAACGAAUAUCAAUCUUGUCCUCGGUAAGCACUCUGGUCGUAAUGCGUUCCGUGAACGUUGUAAGGAACUUGGGUUUAUAGAUAUGACUGAAGCAGAUUUUCAAAAGGGAUUUGAGAAUUUCAAGACUCUUUGUGAUAAAAAGAAGAAUAUAAAUGAUGCAGAUAUUUUAGCUAUUCUUAGUAAUCAAAUAGGUGCUUCCUCUAACAAUCCAUAUUAUACGUUGGUAUCGACACAAGUGGUAGCAGGUGCCAAUACGACCUCUAUGGCCUCUGUCAAACUUUAUAAUGUAAAGGAAGAUAAAGAGUCAAGUGAUGCGGCUGUGGGCGUGAAUGGUCCUAUUGAUGCUAUCUUUGAAGCUAUUCAACGUAUUAUAGGUCGUCGUUUCCUUCUUACCAAAUUUGAUAUCAGUGCUGUUGGUGAAGGAAACGAUGCCUUAGGUAAAGCUGAAAUUCAAGUCAAGGCUGAUUCUUCCUUACACCACCACCAACAGGAUAAUCGUCUUUCAAAGGCCGCUUUUACCUCUAGUGUUGCUGAUGUGGACAUCAUUACAGCUGCUACAAAGGCUUACCUUAGUGCCAUUAAUAAACAAAUAGCAUGGGAAAAUGAAUUGGCUAAAGGGACUGCUCGCAGUAUCAAUGAGGAACGUAAAGUGGAUAUCUAA
Molecule: messenger RNA, 1717 nt
Organism: Cokeromyces recurvatus
Lineage: Eukaryota; Fungi; Mucoromycota; Mucoromycetes; Mucorales; Mucoraceae
Product: 2-isopropylmalate synthase
Exons: 3
Coding region: 53-1717 (554 amino acids)
Biological process (GO): L-leucine biosynthetic process
Molecular function (GO): 2-isopropylmalate synthase activity
Source: RefSeq, a predicted model, not a curated record